UUAGAUUUGAUGGCGUAACUUCCAUGCUCUACCAUUCGAGAGGACUUGGGCAGGGAUUUAGUGGCAAUUACGAUGAAUAUUUUGGGUUGAACGUGGAUAUAGAAGGUGUUGUUUAUUUGAUGUUGGCUAACUAUAUGUUACAUAAGUGUUAUCCUGAACUCAUCACGAUUGCUGAAGAUGUCAGUGGCAUGCCAGGGUUAUGCAGACCCAUUAAUGAGGGAGGUCUUGGAUUUGAUUAUCGCUUAGGUAUGGCUAUACCAGAUAAGUGGAUUAAGCUUCUUAAAGAAGUGAGGGAUGAGGAUUGGAAUAUAGGAGAGAUUGUUUGGACACUAUGUAAUCGAAGGUGGAUGGAAAAAACUGUUGCAUAUUCAGAAUCUCAUGAUCAAGCUCUUGUUGGUGAUAAGACAAUAGCAUUCUGGUUAAUGGACAAGGAUAUGUACACUUUUAUGAGUACGUUUAGUCCAUCGAAUCCAGUAAUUGACAGAGGCAUUGCUUUACAUAAUAUGUUAACUCUUAUAACGCACUCACUGGGAGGUGAAGGUUAUCUUAAUUUUAUGGGAAAUGAGUUUGGACAUCCAGAAUGGCUAGAUUUUCCUCGAGUUGGCAAUAAAGAUAGCUUCAGUUAUGCAAGGCGUCAAUGGAAUUUAGUCGAUGACUCACUGUUAAAGUACAAAUUCAUGAAUAAUUGGGAUAGAGCAGUCAAUUUACUUGAAGAACAGCAUAAAUGGUUGAGCUCUGAUCAUGCUUAUGUAUCUUGGAAGCAUGAAGAUGAUAAGAUAAUUGUAUUCGAAAGAGCUGCAUUAGUAUUCGUUUUUAAUUUUCAUCCAGUAAAAUCGUUUGCUGAUUAUCCUGUAGGUCUGAACACAUUCGGGACCUAUAGAGUUGUAUUAAAUAGCGAUGAUACUCAAUUUGGAGGGUUUAACCGUAUUGAUACCAGUAUCCACCAUCAUGCUGAAAAUAAAAUUUUUUGUAAUAGAUUAUACAGAAUGCUGAUUUAUAUACCAUCUCGCACUGCAGCAGUUUAUGCUAUGGAUAAUUCAAGCAACUGAGAUAGUCAUUAAAUGAUACUUUAUGU
Messenger RNA from Copidosoma floridanum, 1075 nucleotides. RefSeq names its product 1,4-alpha-glucan-branching enzyme (gene AGBE). Gene Ontology annotation, cellular component: cytoplasm. The record is from RefSeq and is a predicted model, not a curated record. Lineage: Eukaryota; Metazoa; Arthropoda; Insecta; Hymenoptera; Encyrtidae. Gene Ontology annotation, molecular function: hydrolase activity, hydrolyzing O-glycosyl compounds; cation binding; 1,4-alpha-glucan branching enzyme activity. Gene Ontology annotation, biological process: glycogen biosynthetic process.